AUGACAGCCGCUUCCAUCCACCGAAGGCACAUUCCUUACCUCUCCUUUCACAAGACGAUUAUACGAGAGAUAUGCCGGCCCCAAAAGGACGAUCUGUUGAUCCUCGCCAAAGGUCUAGGUCUGCGAAGAAUCAUCUGUGCUCUGUUGAAGACAUAUGACCGGAAAGAGGACCUCGUUCUGGUGGUCAACGCUACCCCGGCGGAUGAAGCUGGAAUCGGAGAUGAGUUGGGGAUCAUGGGUGUUCGUGACCCUGGAUUUCGAAUUCUAACAUACGAAAUGUCCAUCCGUGAGAGAGAAGAGCUAUAUAGACACGGCGGGCUGUUCAGUGUCACCAGUAAGAUAUUGGUGAAUGAUCUCCUCAAGGGAACUGUGCCGGCAAAGCUGGUGACCGGACUCGUCAUCUUACAUGCCGAAAGGGUGUCACAUGGCAGCCAAGAGGAAUUCGCAGUGCGACUCUACCGGCGUGAGAACCAGAGUGGCUUCUGCAAAGCUUUCUCCGAUGAGCCGGAAAUGUUCGCCCACGGCAUGUCACCCCUCCGAGAUAUGCUCAUCAAUCUCAACAUGAACAGCGUCACCAUUUGGCCUCGGUAUAAUGAAGCUGUGAAGCUCGCGUUGACCACUCGGCAAGCCGAGGUGGUGGAGAUGUACCAGCCCAUGACAGACCUCAUGCGCCAGUGUCAAGAUGCCAUCACAGAAUGCAUGGAAGCUAUGUUGGUGGAGCUCAAGCGGGACCAUUCCUUGAACCUGGACCUGGAGGAUCUCAAUGUAAGAAACGCGCAAUUCAAGAAUUUUGACACGAUUGUGAGGAUGCGAUUGAAGUCUGUCUGGCAUAAAGUUGGAGCGAAGACUCGUAUUCAUGUCGCUGCUCUGACGGAACUUAGGAAUCUGCACACCUGGCUCCUCGAAUACGAUUCGGCAACCUUUGCCUCAUAUAUCAACACUCUCCAACGACAACACUUCCAAGCUGAAAAGCUGUCUGUAGGCGCCGGUCGACACGUUCACGAUUGGUUCAAUGCCAAAGCUGCUGCCAUCUUGGUGGAGGCCUCGCAGGCCCGGAUCUCGAGAAAAGCCCUGACGAUGGACAACGAACCGUAUGCGAACAGCUCGGAACAGAACGGCCACGGGGAGUCAAUGGAGUUCGAGGACGAUCUGGAAGCUCUACGACAAUCCGAAGUUGGCGCCACGGAUCGACAAGAGAUGGAAGACGAAGAUCUCAUGGAGACAUUUGCCACUCAAACCCAGACCAUCCGCCCACAUCCAUCCGACCUGGAAGAUGAUGACCUUAUUGAAGUGGGUGAUGACGCCAUUAUUAGUGCGACCGAGUCUGCUCCUCCGGUGUUCCGACCCAUCACAAUAGACCUCGAAGAUAACCUCAGCGCUUCUGUUAGACGCAGACUUCGGAAGGGACACGAAGCAGUCCUGGAAGAGCAGCCGAAAUGGUCUUUACUGGCCAGGGUCUUGAAGGAGAUUGAAGACACCAUUGCUCGCAUCCAUGAGACACACGCCGAAGAGCCUGGGACGGACAUUGUCCUCGUCAUGUGUUCGUCUGACAGAACAUGUCUACAGCUGCGUCAAUAUCUCACUACCAUGGAGAAGACAGAACCCCCCUUUGGUUCUCAAGCAGGCAGGAAGAUGAUGGAAACGCUAUUCCUCAGCAAUUGGCAGCAUGAAAAGAAUGGAGAGAGGCUCAGCAAUCCUUCCCGCGUUGGUGCCGACGAGGUUCGAACGGCCAAAGGCGUCAUGGAGGAACAGCGGAUCCAGGAUGCCAAGGCCCGAGGUUUGGGGAACAAGAGAGGUGUACCAAGCUAUAAACGGCGGAGAUUACGAGGAGGGGCCACUGCUCCUGGCAGACAGUCCGCGGCCGAUGUCGAGCUGUCGCGCAAAGAAACCAUAUCGAAGAUUCAAUCAGCAUUUUCAGGCGUUUCGUCCGCCGAUCUUGAUAUACAAAAUACUGAAGCUGGCCCUUCGCGAUUAGUUUCAACUGAAGGUCAAAGUGGAGAGCAGUCGGAGCAAAACGUCGGAGACGCUUCCCUCACUCUUCGAGCUCGUGUGGGGGUGAUUGAAGAAGAAGAAUUGGACUUUGCUAGUCUCAAGUGGCUCAGAGAUCGAGGUCUUUUACCUGAAGAUUUCGAAACAGAUUAUGGCCUCCUAGCACCAGAAGACGCUGUGAUCAUACGACCUUGUGGGGGCGAAGACGACGAUAUUUUGUUGCAAGAGUUGAGACCCAGGUUCGUUGUAAUGUAUGAGCCGAAUCUGGCUUUCAUACGACGUUUGGAGGUGUACAAAAACUCCAAUCCCGGGUUGGCGUUGCGGGUCUAUCAGCUAAUAUACACAAAUUCUUUCGAAGAGGAUCGUUUUUUAUCCACCAUGUCCAGGGAAGCGGAGGCAUUCAAGAAACUCAUCGAAGACCGGCAGAGCAUGGUAAUCCCAAUCUUCAAUAACAACCCUCGUGCACCUAUGCGGGACGCCAUUACCCGUUCCAAGACUACAUACUCUACCCGAAAUGCAGGAGGAGGUGACACAGGGGAAGAAGCCCGAAUUAUAGUAGACAUUCGUGAGAUGGGUGCACUCCUACCAUCCCUCAUCGACGCGGCUGGUAUCAAAGUUGUUCCGGCGACCUUGACAGUUGGUGACUACAUACUGAAUCCUAAAAUGUGUGUGGAGAGGAAAGCCCUUCCGGAUUUGGAGGCGAGUUUUGCAAACGGAAGACUACACACUCAGUGCGAGGCUAUGGCGGCCCACUACGAGAUUUGCAUAUUGCUCAUCGAGUUCGAAGAGGACAAAUUUGGUUUGAGGACCCGAGAAGAUGCUCGUCGAGAAACAGCUGGGAGAAAAGCUGAACCUGACGACUGGCGAGAUGCCUUCUGCCUUCAAUCCAAACUCGUGCUCCUAUCGCUUCACUUUCCUCGUUUGCGGAUUAUCUGGUCUUCGAGUCCCCACGAGAGUGUCAAGAUCCUAUCCGACCUCAAGUUAAAUCAUGACGAACCGGACGAAGUCUCUGCCAUUCUCAAGGGUUCGUCCAUGGCUGAAGCAGACACUCCUGCCUUGACUUCUGGCAGGAUUGGGGGUACAAUGGAGAAUGCGGGGGCGGUUGAGAUGCUUCGAGCUAUACCGGGCGUCAGCGGUCAUACGCUUAAGUUAGUGAUGAGUAAAGUGGAGAGUAUACAAGAUUUGGUCAAGAUGAAGGAGAAGGAGUUGAGGGAGAUUCUGGGUGAUGACGCCGGACGAAAGGCUUGGACAUUCAUACAUUCCGACUCGAGGAAGGUGGGGAUGGGGGUAUGA
This is a messenger RNA of Tremella mesenterica DSM 1558, 3282 nucleotides long. RefSeq lists its product as uncharacterized. Gene Ontology annotation, cellular component: nucleotide-excision repair factor 1 complex. The coding region runs from base 1 to 3282 and encodes 1093 amino acids. The record is from RefSeq and is a predicted model, not a curated record. Gene Ontology annotation, biological process: nucleotide-excision repair involved in interstrand cross-link repair; double-strand break repair via homologous recombination; resolution of meiotic recombination intermediates. The transcript is spliced from 16 exons. Gene Ontology annotation, molecular function: damaged DNA binding; single-stranded DNA binding; single-stranded DNA endonuclease activity. Lineage: Eukaryota; Fungi; Basidiomycota; Tremellomycetes; Tremellales; Tremellaceae.